CUGUGCCAGUGACCUUUCAGAUGAGAACUGAAUGACGAGUAAGAGUUAGCUGGGUGAAGAUCAGUGAGAUGCGUGAGAGGUAUUUCAACAGAGGGAACAACUUAUGUAAAGAAUCAGAGCCCUCUGUGCACUUUAGGAAUGUGAGGAAUUAGUGUGUAGCUGGAGCGUGGAGUUUUCAGUGGCGAGAGUGAAAAGGCUGGGCUGGAGGGGAGAAGUCUCUGGAAAGCACACUGUAUAAUUUGGACUUUACUCAGAGGACAAUGAGAAAUCUUUGAAAGGUUAAGCCAGGGCAGCGGAAGCGCAUUUUGUGUUUAGAAAGGUCAUUUUGGUUGCUCUGCCGGGAAAGGACUGAACGGGAGCAAAACUAAACGCAGUGAGGUUAAUUGGGAGGUAGAUUGUUCCAGCUGAAGAAGAUGGCCGUUGUGGGGAUUUUUAAAAGUAAGUAGAUCAGACAGAUUUAGUAAUCAGUUAGAGAGUGGUGAGGAAGAAGGAGGAAUUCGGGUCGGUCGUCCAGUUUCUAGCACGAGCAAUUGAGUCCAGCGUCUAUGUGCGCCAAGAGAUGACAGUAUUUCCCUGUCGUAGUGAUUGUCACACUGUAUUUGAAUUGCUGUGGGAGGGCAGGGCCCAUAUUUGUCAUCUGAAUUGACACUGCCUAGCAGGCAGGCCCUACCUGGCACAUAUGGUAGCGAGCGUUCAAUAAAUGUUCAUUGAAUUUCAAUUUAACCGGGAGAGAGAGGUUUGUGGGAGAAGCCGACCAAUUCAGUUCACAACGUACUAUGUUUGCGGUACCUGUGAAAUACCCAUGUGGGUUUUUUCAGUGGACACUGUAAUAGACUGGAGUUCCAAAGAAAGAUCUGGACUGGAGAUAGGAUGCUCAGUAGCAUGUGGAGGUCAUUUGAGCUGGAAGAGAAUAAGACCUCACGGGAGGUACAGAAUGCAGAGGGCGUAGGAUCUCAGGCAGCUCUUUGGGGUUUAAGGAGAAAGCAAAGGAAGAGCCUGCCCAUGCAACAGAAAUGGAACUGCCCGAAAGGAAGUGGGGUGCCGGCAGGGUCUAGAAGAAAGAACAGUCCGUUGCUUUGUCUGCUGCUGAGGUGGCAGGCGCCAGAAAGACCGCAAAGCGUCCGUGCGAAGUCGGGGGUGACCCCAGUGAGGAGUGACCUUAAAAAGGAGGUGCUCGGUCAGUCCUUGUUAAGAGGAUGAAGAAUGAACCCACCCAUUAAAGCAGGGCCCUGCCAAGAGGCUUAUAUAGAAAGGAUCGCAGCAAGGCUUCCCAGCUCUCAAAAACAACUUCUGCAUGGAUGGGGAAAAUGGUGGUUUUCACCUCUGCCUCGAACACUAAACCCCUCCCUCUUUCUCCCAGCCACGUUCUCCAACUAGAUAAAAUGGCUUCCUCUCACAAUGUGGCUGGCUGUGUCUGUCUCUCUGACUCUGCACAGGAAGCAAACGGCCUAAGGUGGGCUGCAGCUUGGUAAUGGAAACAGCUAUUGAUGAGCAGUUAAUAAAAGGUGACAGUACUGACCGCCAUGCUAUCGGGCAGGUGGUGGCCAAGUACCUGGGGGAGCCUGGGGCUGGGGUCCCGGAGUCCUUCUCGGGGGUCCCGGCUCUGCGCCCUCUAUGCCUUCACUUACACGGGGGCAGAUGGCCAGCAGGUGUCUCUGGCUGAAGGGGACAGAUUCCUGCUGCUUCGAAAGACCAACUCGGACUGGUGGUUGGCAAGGCGCCUGGGCGCCCCCUCCGCCUCGCGGCCCAUCUUUGUCCCGGCUGCCUACAUGAUAGAAGAAUCCACCCCUCCCCAGAGCCCGACUACCAGCCCCCCCAGCCAAGCUCUCUGGAAGCCUGGGCCAAAGCUGUUUCCCGGCUCCCUGGAGGAACUGCACCUGCCCCAGUCGCCCCCAGGUGGAGACCAAGCUGCUUUCAAGCAGCCUCCUCCUCUUCCCCCCAAAAUGUGUCGAAGUGUCAGUGUCACCAAUUUGAGGCCCGCCGUCCUGCAGCCCUUGCAGCAAGGCCGGGGUGGAAGGUCCCGCUCCCAGGAAGACUUGCUGAGGGAGGCCCCCGCCGACCCGGCCGGACCCCCGCCCCCCAUGUCAGAGCCCCCUGUGUACUGCAACCUGGUGGACCUUCGCCGCGGCACCUCCUCCCCGCCCCCAAGCCCCGCCUGCCCCCCGCUGCAGAGGCUGGACGCCUGGGAGCAGCACCUGGACCCGGACUCCGGACGCUGCUUCUACGUGAACUCGCUGACCGGCUGCAAGUCCUGGAAGCCCCCACGCCGCACUCGCGCCCGGGAGCUGAACCCUGGCUCCAUGGACCAGUCGCCGACCCUGAGCGGGGACAAGAGUGACCUGCAGCCACAGGCAGACAGCCCAGGAGAUGACAUGGGGACCCCAGAACGGCUCAACCCCCAGGGUGCCCCCUGCCGCCAGCAGUGCAGCUCCCAGCUCUGCCCUUCAGACCAGCCCGCUGCCCUGCAGUCCCCUAGGCCCCUGCCGCAGGUCCUGGAGGACCCCCAUGAGGUGGAGAAGUCUGGCCAGCUCAACGUCACCAAGAUCGCCCAGGGUGGGCGCAAGGUCAGGAAGAGCUGGGGCGCGUCGUGGGUGGUGCUGGCCGGCAACAGCCUGGUGUUCUACCGCGAGCCUCCGCCUGCCGCGCCCUCCUCCGUCUGGGGGCCGGCGGGCAGCCGCCCGGAGAGCAGCGUGGACCUCCGAGGGGCGGCCCUGGCCCACGGGCGCCACUUGUCCAGUCGCCGCAACGUCCUGCACAUCCGCACGGUCCCUGGCCACGAGUUCCUGCUGCAGUCGGACCAGGAGGCGGAGCUGAGGGCCUGGCACCGCGCGCUGCGGGCGGUCAUCGAGCGCCUGGAUCGCGAGAACCCCCUGGAGCUGCGCCUGUCGGGCUCGGGGCCCGCGGAGCUGGGGGAGCUGAGCGCGGGGGAGGACGACGAGGAGGAGUCGGAGCGCGUGUCCAGGCCGCUGCUGCGUCUCGGUGGCCUCCGGAGCUCCAGCCGGGCUCCUGAAGGCACCGAACAGAACCGCGUGCGCAACAAACUAAAGCGGCUCAUCGCCAAGAGGCCGCCCUUGCAGAGCCUGCAGGAGCGGGGCCUGCUCCGAGACCAGGUCUUCGGCUGCCAGUUGGAAUCACUGUGCCAGCGGGAAGGGGACACCGUGCCCAGCUUUGUGCAGCUCUGCAUUGCUGCUGUGGAUAAGAGAGGUCUGGAUGUAGAUGGCAUUUACCGGGUCAGUGGGAAUUUGGCAGUGGUCCAGAAACUUCGCUUCUUGGUGGACAGAGAACGGGCGGUGACCUCCGACGGCAGGUACAUGUUCCCAGAACAGCCAGGACAAGAAAACCGAUUAGAUUUGGACAGUGCGGAGUGGGAUGACAUCCAUGUGGUCACUGGAGCCCUGAAACUGUUUCUCAGGGAGCUUCCCCAACCUCUGGUGCCCCCCCUGCUGCUGCCUCACUUCCGUGCUGCCCUUGCGCUCUCCGAGGCCGAGCAGCGCCUCUCUCAGAUGCAGAAAGCCAUAAGCUUGAUGCCAAAGCCCAACCACGACACUCUGCGGAGCCUCCUGGAGCAUCUGUGCAGGGUGAUAGCACACGCGGAUAAGAAUCGCAUGACCCCCCACAACCUGGGGAUUGUGUUUGGGCCCACCCUGUUUCGGCCAGAGCAGGAGACGUCUGACCCCGCUGCUCAUGCCCUCUACCCUGGGCAGCUAGUCCAGAUCAUGCUCACCGACUUCCCCAGCCUCUUCCCGUAGCCAGGCAGCAGGAGGAGGAAAUGUUUCUCCGCCCGUUUGUGUUGUGUGUGUGUGUGUGUGUGUGUGUGGAGGCGGUGUGGAGGCGGUGCUGCUGCGUCAGGCCAGCGGAUGUUCUCUGCCAUGAAUGCAUCAGGACAGCCGGGCCAAGUUCUCUGCCAUGAAGACUCAGGGCCUCCCCUGGCGGUGCAGGCGGUGGAGCGCAGCGCUGUGACGCUGUCCGCAGCCUCUGCAGCCGGGUACACACACCACAAAGCAAAAAUGGACAAUUAUAAACCAGAGACAUCCUGCAGGAGGGGAGCAGGGAGAGGGACCAGGGGAGGGAGGGAGGAGCCCAGGGGACGGAGGUGAUGGAGCCCGCGGGCCUUGGGGAAGGGCUACACCUGAGGCGGUGUGGGGAAGCAAAUACUGUUGAAGAAUAAACAAUGAUGUAAAAAAUUAAAAUUUAA
Talpa occidentalis (Iberian mole) is the source of this 4195-nucleotide messenger RNA. RefSeq names its product Rho GTPase activating protein 9 (gene ARHGAP9). The transcript has 19 exons. Gene Ontology annotation, molecular function: protein binding. Gene Ontology annotation, cellular component: cytoplasm. Gene Ontology annotation, biological process: regulation of GTPase activity; signal transduction. NCBI's taxonomy places the organism in Eukaryota, Metazoa, Chordata, Mammalia, Eulipotyphla, Talpidae. The record is from RefSeq and is a predicted model, not a curated record. Bases 1524 to 3749 code for a protein of 741 amino acids.